Messenger RNA from Cannabis sativa, 6320 nucleotides. RefSeq names its product disease resistance protein RPM1. The transcript has 3 exons. Bases 3218 to 6034 code for a protein of 938 amino acids. Gene Ontology annotation, molecular function: ADP binding. The record is from RefSeq and is a predicted model, not a curated record. Lineage: Eukaryota; Viridiplantae; Streptophyta; Magnoliopsida; Rosales; Cannabaceae. Gene Ontology annotation, biological process: defense response to other organism.
GGACCUUCAUAAUUUAGAGAUGGAGUUUAGGCUUAACUUUUGGUUGAUUGAAUUUCAUACUUUCUUUAUAAGAACUUUGAACAAUUUGGAGGAUAAUUUCAUUUGUUUUUUCCCAAUGUCUUAGUAUCUUUCGAAGUACUCUUUUUUUCUAAUUGGUUUUUCUUUUUAAGUUCUGCUUUUAAUGAUUUCAUUCUCUCUAAUUAGAAGACAGAAUGAUGGCUGAUUUAGUGGGUGUUUUGUAAUAUUUUUAUAUAUUGGACAAUUUCGUUAUGUUCUAUUUUGUUAAUUGGUUUCAUGCGUGCUGGCAUUAUUUGAUCUCUUCUUUUUCCUCUGAUUUUGUGGCCAGAUAGUGGUUUAGUAUUUUGUUUCCUUCCUCUUUGUCAUUUUGUGUUACAUGUUGUACCUCUGUUUUUCUGGUUUAAUAAAUUGGGGCUCUUAGUUGAGGAAGAAGACACUAGAAUAGUCAAUUUUCCAUUAUGCUCUAUUUUAAGGUCACCAUUUGAAAUAAAUCGUUUAUUUUAAAGUGGGUAUGUAUGUAAUUUAGGUGCCUCUACACUCUGAUUUUGAUUUCAAAACAUGUAUAUGUAAAAUUUUAAUUAUCUAUAAUCUAUACAUAUAUUAUAAAUCAUAUGCUAGCUCUAUUAUUGCUCCACGAUAGUUGGUGAUAUAGCUCUUUCUCUUGCUUUCUUUCCUAUUUUUUGGAGUGCUAGCUCCACCUUUCAACAUGACAAUUUUCUUUUAAGAUGUUUGAAGAAUUUGUUCAAUAUGAUUCAAUAAAUUUUUCUAGGAAAGUGUUAGACCUCUGAUUUAUUGUUAUGCCCAUAUUGUUUUUUAUUUCUUUUCUUUGGGUGUUUUUUUUUCUUUGCUUUAUUUUUUUUGGAAAAAGUUGCCUUCAUAUAACCAAAGUGAAAAACGAACAUAAAGUUAUUAACUUAGAAGAGAAAAUUAACUACCAUAUAGCAAGCAAUAACAUUUUGACUGAAUGUUUAGUGUUCAAUCAUUAUUAGGUUUCUUUAGUAGAGGAUAAUACAAAAAAACAAAUAAAAAAGGGAAAAAGAAAAGUUUUCUCUAAAAGCAUGUCAUAUAUUAAAGUAUGAAUGUCAUUUUUACCAAAAAGAUCAUCAACUUUCAUCUUUUUAUUUUUUUUCUUACAGUUUUUAUUAGUUUUUAUCUACUAGUUUAUUUUGAUCAAAUCUAAAAUGAUAGCCAUAAUAGAAAAUUUUAUAUCAUAACUUGAACUGGUUUGAGUAUAAUAUAUUACAACAAUAUUAUUGGUGUUGUUUCUUUAACUGCUCUUGUUGGUGUUGUUUCUUUUUCUUGUGUGUAAGUUGCCAACAUUACAACUUUAUUAACUGGUUUGAAAUAUCAUUAAGUGGUAAUUUAUGUAUUUUUUCAUGAUUCUAAGUACAGUUUUCUUUUUUGGCAAAUUUCUUUUUGUUUUUUGAGUGAAUUUUUGUUUUCAUAAUGAUACUUUCUAGAAUAUGUUCCACCAAAUAAAUAUAUGUAAAAAAAUUCCUCAUAAUAUCGUAUUUUGAUUGAUGCGUGUGUGGAUAGAUAAAUACAUAGGAUAAUAUUAUAUUUACUCCCUUGCCUAAACUUUCAAAUUUUAUUCGUUCUUUAUUUGUAAGAGGAUAUAUCUUACACGUGUUUUGAAAAUUCGUGUAGUAAAAAUAUAACAAGCCAAUAAAUGACAGUCAAAUAAAUUAAGCUUUUUAUCUGACUCCAAUGAUAAGAGAUUAUCAGUUGGUGUGUUGCUUUUUUGGAGAAGAAAAUAAUAGGAGACCAAUAUUCAUAUGUAUUUCUCUAACAUUAAGCAUCGAAUAAAAAAAAAUUACUUAUGAAUGAAUGAUUUGUUUAGUCCAUUCUUAUUCCCUUUAAAAUGAAAUAUCCUAUGACUACAGCAAAAUAAAUUAAUCUAACCACUGAAAUUUUUCUUUAAAGCUUAAUAACUAAUUAGAUUGUUUGACAUAAUUUUCUUAGAAUAUAUAUUGUGGUAUUCUAUGUGAUCAGCCAUCUUCUUUUUGAUUGGGUUGUAUUUUUUUGCAAAAAGAUGCAGCUGUUGAGUACAAAUAGUUUUAUGUGAACAAAUAUGUUUUGUUUAUAAUAAUUUGAUGACUAAGAAACACUUUUUGUUAAAGCUAACAAUUUUUUUCUUAAAAAUUAUGUUAGGCACAAUCAUAUUUGUUAGAUAGGCACUUAUUUUAUAGGUACGAUAUUCUGUUAUGGUUUAGUUAAUUUAUUUUAUAAUUUAAUGGUUCAUAUACAUUAGCUUAUCAUUAAUUUAAGCUUCAUUGUGUUUAUAUAUAUAAAAAAAGAUACCAGAAAUUGAAUAGACGAAAAUUUGUUUUGGUCUCAGUUCAAUUUAAUUCUUUUAUUUAUUUUAUUUUAGGCCAAGAGACUGUUUAUUUUAUAUUUAUGGUAUUUUUGAGUGGUAUUUAUAAAUAUGCUCUAAUCAUCUCUAGUUUUUAUAUACAUAAUAGAUGCAUUGUAGAUAUAUUUGAGUACUACAAUGUCAAACUUUUGGAUAUUCUUUAUUACAUCUUCUGUGUAUAUGUGUAUAUAUAUAUUCAUUGUAAGCUAUUCAAGUCAAUAUCUAUUUCAGCUUUUUGUUUAAAAUUGAUGUUCAAUCAUUCUUUUCUAGUGUUGUUUGGUUUUUUAUUAGUGUUGUGCUUUAGUUAGUUCCUUGCUAGUUUCGUUUGUUUUAUGUUGUACUGAUGUUUGAACUUUGUUGCUUUGUGUACUCCCUUUUAAUACAAUUGUUGGUUGACCUUUUAUUGGAGGCAACUUUCAUACAUGUAUAUAUGUAAUAUGGGCUACAAUUGCAUUAGUUUCUUUCUACUUAUAUAAGGUUAUCAUUUAGCUAUUGAUAAUAUUAGAUGAUUGGGCACACCAAUAUGCAUCAUGUAACUUUGGCCCCAUGUCAUCACUAUAUAGAUGACAUGGUACUUCCUUAUUGUAAGAACAUGUGUUGCUGGUAAUUAGCUAUUGUUGUUGUUGUUGGGUUGUAGUAGUGUGGUGGUGUGAUAUUGGUUCAAUUUUUGAACAUUGAAGUUAAUAUGAGUUCCAAUAUCAGCUCUAUCAUCGUAUAUCGGCAGCUUCUCUCACUUCCUCAGCCCCCACGCAGCAACGGACCAACUUCUCUUCACUUCCACUCGAACAACUCCACAUUCAAGUAGGUUUCAUUGAUCAUCAUCAGAAUUUGAAGAAGAAAAAGCUGAUGGCAGAGACAAUCUUAAGCCCGGUCAUAGAGAAGUUGAUUGAGCUGCUUGCCCAAGAAGUAAAUUUAUUGAAAGGAGUUCACAGAGAAGCCCAUAGUCUAAAAGAUGAAUUACAGAUCAUUCAGCCUUUUCUUAAAGAUGCAGAAGCAAAAAUGGAGAGAGGACAGCUUGGAGAUGCUACAGAAGUAUGGCUCAACCAGUUAAGGCAGCUGGUCGAUCGCAUAGAUGAUGUUGUAGACGAAUACAUUCACUAUUUGCACAUGAAACACGGUCAUCAUGGAAGCAAAUUUGUCCAAUUUGUAUAUAGAACAUGUCACUUUGCUCAACUCAUAAAGCCUCGGUAUGACAUAGCUUCCGAGAUUCGAGAUAUUAAAACGUCCUUGCGGGAAAUUAAGGAAAGAGGCCAAUCUUAUGGGUUAAGACCUUUCGAACAAGGAUCAAGUAGUAAUAAAAAUGUUGAUGCCUCCUCCAUGGGCACUCAAUUAGGCUCUCUUUACAUUGAGGAAGAUGAUCUUGUGGGAAUUGAUUCCACAUCAAAUGAGCUCAUAAGAAAUUUGAUUGAAGGUCCAGCCAUUCGUGUUGUGAUUUCAAUAGUAGGAGAAGGUGGAAUUGGUAAAACUACUCUUGCUAAAACAGCUUACGAUGAUGAUGCUGUAAAAAGGCACUUUGAUUGUUAUGCUUGGAUCACUGUGUCUCAAUCAUACAACACGGAGAAGAUCUUAAGGAUUAUGACAAGUCAGUUAUGCUCCGAGAUGGAUCAACCUGUGAAAGCAACUGGGACAAUAAAAGAAGCAAUCGAUCAUUUGAGGAUCUACUUGAAGAAAAAGAAGUAUGUCAUUGUUUUCGAUGAUGUGUGGCAAAGAGAUUUUUGGGGUGUCAUUAAACAUGCUUUUCCUAUUAAUGAUAAUAAAGGGAAUAGGAUCAUUAUUACAACUCGUAAUACUUCAGUCUCUUAUUCUAUUAAGGAGAGCCCUUUUGACAUUGUGAAAGAGCUAAAACCUUUGUGUUGGGAUUUAUCUUGGGAGUUAUUUUGCAAAUGGGCAUAUCGUUUUGAGCUGAAUAGAUGUUGUCCUGAACACCUACACAAUAUGUCUUGUGAAAUUGUAAGAAAAUGCCAAGGUUUGCCACUUGUUAUUGUGGCCAUAGCAAGUUUAUUGUCAACAAAAGAGAAGAUUGAGUUUGAAUGGCAAAAAGUUAUUGAUAAUCUCAAUUAUGAGUUUGAAAACAAUCCCCAGCUUACAGGCGUUUUAACAGUGUUGUCUUUUAGUUAUCAUGAUCUGCCUUAUCAUCUCAAAUGUUGCUUCUUAUAUUUUGGAAUGUUUCCAGAAGAUUACUUAAUUUUCGACCAAAGAUUAUACAGAAUUUGGAUUGCUGAGGGCUUUAUUGAAUCGAAAAGAGAUAAAACGAUGGAGCAAGUAGCUCAAGAAUACUUGAAUGAGCUCAUCCACAGAAACUUAGUCUCCUUUCAUGUUAGAUUUGGAUUCCAAAGAUGGUGUUAUGUCCAUGAUUUAAUGUUUGAGAUCAUCUUAACAAAAGUAGAUGCAAUGUGUUUUUCUCACAUUCUCAACACAAGUAAGACUAAAUUUAAAGGAAGGAGUCGUCGCCUAUCAGUAUUUAGUACUACAAAAGAUGUUCAAGAAAUUAUCAGGGAUUCAAAGGUUCGUUCUGUCAUUUUUCAUAAUGUUGAUCAAUUGACUGAUUCUUUUGUAACUGGUUUAUUCAAAGAAUUGAAACUUCUGAAGUUGUUGGAUUUUGAAGGUGCUCCUCUAUAUGAUAUCCCCAAAGAAGUGGGACAUUUGUUUCAUUUGAAGUACUUAAAUUUGAAAGGUACACAUGUUAAAAGGCUUCCAAAGUCCAUUGGGUCACUCUUCAAUUUACAGGUCUUGAAUCUUUUUGAUACCUUCAUUGAGGAGUUACCAAUCGAGAUUAACAAGCUGCAAAAUUUGCAACACCUUUUAGGACAUCGAUAUAUAAAUGGAGAUGAGUGUAGUGUGAAAUCCUACGGCGGUGUGAAAAUACACCCAGGGAUUGGAUGCUUGAAGGAGUUGCAAACACUUACGUUUGUGGAAGCAUAUAAAAAUGGAGUUGAUUUUGUAAAAGAACUUCAAAAGCUUACAAAAUUAGUGUCUUUAGGAAUUGGAAAAGUGACUGCAGAAAUGGGAAAAGCUUUAACAAUCUCCAUUGGCAAAAUGAGCCACCUUGAAGAGCUCUUCAUAACUUCUUUUAGGGAUGAGGAAAUUUUAGACUUCGAAAGCAUUUUAUCUCCGCCUCGCUCUUUGCGUUUCAUCAGCUUGCGAUGUCGAUUAAAAGAGUUCCCAAGCUGGAUCUCAGUGCUUCAGAAUCUAAGGGGAUUGACCUUACGUUUCACUAGGUUGAGCAAUGAACCGUUAAGAAACAUAAAAGAUUUACCCAAUUUAGAAUUCAUCCGUUUGCACCAGGCUUAUGAUGGAGAGGAAUUGCACUUUGAAGAAGGUAGUUUCAAAAGACUCAAACAUCUAAUAGUUAGAAAGUUGGAAGGGUUGAAAGUUGUGAAAAUGGAUAGAGGAGCACUGCCACAUCUUGAGCAGCUUGAUAUUGGAGAUUGCUUGUUAUUAGAAGAGAUUCCGUCUAAUAUAGAACACUUACCAAAUCUAAAAUCUCUUAUAAUUAGGGACAUGACAAGAGAAUUUGUAGCUUCCUUACAACCCAAUGGAGGUUCUCAUUAUUGGAAAAUUGAGCAUGUAACAUCUGUGACCAUCCUAUACAAAUAUGGAGGGUGGGCUACUUUUAAGAAGUACAGGUUGGGUGAACCAAGCUUGUUGGAACUUCUUCAAUGAUCGAUCCAUAGAAAAUUGAAAGGUGCUGAAGGUGUCCAACAUUAUACAUGUGUUGUAUUGCAAUUGGCAGGAAUAGAAAUUGUGCGGGAAAUGCACGCCCAACCCCGUCCCUGCUCACCAUUUAUGCCCCCAUUUCUGUCUUGUCCAGCUUAAUCCUCAAUAUGUUUGGAGUCGGAGAAUCUCCAUUGGGUAUGGAGACUUAUUGGGUAUCCAUGAAGAUUAAAAAAUAAUGUAAUGCAAUGUAAUUCAAAAUGGAAAUAAAAAGAGUUUUUGAAUUUGAAAUAAA